This is a messenger RNA of Phoenix dactylifera (date palm), 586 nucleotides long. Lineage: Eukaryota; Viridiplantae; Streptophyta; Magnoliopsida; Arecales; Arecaceae. The record is from RefSeq and is a predicted model, not a curated record.
GUUGCCAUUCUUGUCUUGGGAUUCAAUGAAUUUAUGACACUUCUAAGAAAUCCUUUUUAUCUUGCUGUGAUAUUCGUUGCCUUUCUAGUGGGCAAGGCCAUCUGGGUCCAGCUAGAUAUCUCAGGCGAAUUCCGAAAUGGCGCUCUCCCUGGUCUCCUAUCCUUGUCCACAAAGUUCAUCCCGACGUUAAUGAACAUCCUAAAGAGGCUAGCGGAUGAGGGCCAAAGACCUGCAGCUCCAGAAACCCGGAGGAACACGGAAGUUGAUUCAAAAAGCUUCAGGAAUGGCGUAUAUAAUAAUUCAACAUCUGAUGCAUCUUCGAAUAUAUCCUCAUCAGAGAGCGGGCCAGAGUACUCGAGCCCCUUGGCACAAUGAAUUAGCGUGAGGGAUAGCUAGCCGUUAGAAUAAUAUAUAUAUAUAUCCCAUUUGUUGUGUUUCUCUCUGGUUUUUUUUAGAAUUUUAGCCAACUGCAAGAGCCUCCCUUUUUGCUGAGAUGCCCUUUUCCCAGGCUAGGGUUGGAGCUAAGGAAUGCAUUUAGAUUGUGAAGUUGUGAGACUUGGCUGUACGAGAGGGAGAAUUGAAUGUU